Molecule: messenger RNA, 3254 nt
Organism: Carya illinoinensis
Lineage: Eukaryota; Viridiplantae; Streptophyta; Magnoliopsida; Fagales; Juglandaceae
Product: protein IQ-DOMAIN 19-like
Exons: 5
Coding region: 1169-2527 (452 amino acids)
Molecular function (GO): protein binding
Source: RefSeq, a predicted model, not a curated record
UGUGAAAACGUUUUAACUUGUGGGGGGCAAACAGCGAGUACUUUCGAACUUUGGGAGCUGUGUUUAUAAAAGAUACACGUACGAAUAUAGAGCAAAUCCGACAUGAUCCAAGAGCAUCGGUAAUGCAAGGGGUUGGAAGAUGUCCACCUGUUUCCCCUUCUCACUUGACAAAAUGUGCAGUGCUGGACCGGUUGUCCUCUCUAACAAGCCAAGGCUGGUACAAAAUCUCAUUGAUUAGCUCGUCUGCAAAACAAGUGCUCAUAUUCUCUUUUAACAUUGUCUCUAGUAAAGAGGUAAAAAAGGCUUUGCUCAGGUUAUAGGGACAAUGACUUCCUCCUUGUUCUUGGUAUCAGGGUGGGUGACCUUGCUUGGAUCAUGGAACUUGGAAAGCUUAGACUUGACUCCUUGAGCUAGGAUAGAAGGAGCAAGUGCAAACACCCAUGCCCCAAAUCAUUAAUUUAUGAUGCAAUACUCGUAGUGUGGAACUCAUUGUCCUCUUAAUACAAUUCUGCAUGAACCCCACAAACCUACAAGAUCUUCCAAUUUCUUAUAUCCAUGACCCGAAAUGGACCCCAAGCGAACAGCUUCCCUGCCCAGAUAUGAGUAUUUUACUCUGAUUCUGGAUGUUCAUGAACCAUUUUCACAUGGUUUCUGAUCCUCUCCAUCCCACAUAAACCAAAAUCACAUGGUGACCAAAACAUCCUAGCUAAACAUAUCACAAUAAGGAACACCUGCAAGGACAAAAUGGGUAGAGGAGAAAGCUUAAAAAAGGUAAGGAUUUCGUACCUUUUAACUUUUAGGAGGGUGGCAAGUGGCUUAUUGGGGAGCUUCCUCUCUUUUUCUUCUCCUUAUGGAAGUGACACAAACACCUGAUCGCCAACUGUAGGUGGUAGCUGUAAUAGAUGAAGUGAUAUUAUAUCAAUAAAUGAGACGAGAUAAUAGAACAAUAAAAUUAGACUAUCAUAAGGAGAUCAUUUAUGUUCAGUUCGAAUGAGGGGCAUUAUAUAGUGUUGAAAGGUACAUAUCAAAUAUAGACUGAGGGAUCUUAGAGUAUCAGUAGUUGCAUUAACUCUUCUACUUAUGCUAUUGUUGUGAUAUAAGAAUAGCUAGUCUUCAAAAAAAAAAAAAAAAAAAAGACAUAAGAACAGCUUAGAAAGAUUUGACGGGUAUGGGGAAGACGGGCAAAUGGUUUAGAAGCUUCUUGACAGGGAAGAAAGACAAGGAGAAGGACCAGGAAAAAGAGAAGGGAAAGUUUCCAAGUAAUCAGAAUUCUUCCAUUACCAUUGAGAACAAUCCGACAACUCCAAUUUCCAUCCCACAGACAACAUCUAAAGAGAAAAGAAGAUGGAGUUUUCGAAGAUUGUCAGCUACAGCAGCAGCUCCAAAGGACUUGAAUUCUACUGAAACCGUUGCAACAUCGCCGCCGGGGGUAAAGGCCACUCUGGACAUUGAGAAUGAGCUGAAAAAUCAUGCCAUAGCAAUGGCCAUAGCUACUACAGCAGCUGCCAAUGGCAAAAUCUGCUCAGUUGAAGAGGCUGCUGCCAUAAAGAUUCAAUCCAUUUUCCGUUCGUAUUUGGCAAGGAAAGCACUGUCUGCUUUAAAAGGACUAGUGAAGUUGCAGGCAUUAGUAAGAGGACACCUGGUGAGGAAACAGGCCACGGCCACACUUCGGUGCAUGCAGGCAUUGGUGACGGCACAAGCUAGAGCUCUUGUAGAGAAGAUCCAGAUAGCAGAAGAAGUAAAGCCUGCUAAUUAUUGGCAUUCUACCCACAGAAAAUCAACACAAGACAAUCGGUUCAGACACACCUAUCACGAAAUGGAUGAAGGCUUGGAGGAGGGCAUUAAGAUUGUGAAGAUGGAUCUUGGUGCAUCAAAAGGAAGUUUAAAGAGCAGGAAUAGCUACUCUAGCCACCCACAAUUUGAAGGAGCAGAACCUAGAUUUUCCAUGCAUUAUGCAGCACAUUUUCUAUGCUCUAAGCAAGCCAACUGCCAGGCCUCACCAGCUCCAUCAGUUCUGACUGACAUGAGUCCAAGAGUAUGCAGUGGGCAUUAUGAGGACUAUUCCUUUGACACUGGGCAAAGCAGCCCCCAAUACUACUCUGCUGUGUCCAAACCCGAUCCUUCAAGAGUCCCUUUCUCUUUCCCCAGGCCUAAUUAUGGAGAACCUAUGCCCAAUGACUAUCCAUUAUUCCCAAAUUAUAUGGCCAACACGGAAUCUUCAAGAGCCAAAGUCCGAUCCCAUAGUGCACCAAAGCAAAGGCCAGACUCAUUUGAGAGGCAAUCAAGCUGGCGUAGGGCAUCAACGGAAGGAAGGAAUGUCCCAAGGGUCGUGCGGAUGCAGAGAUCAUCUUCACACUUGGGUUUAACUGCUCACAACUACCAAUACCCAUGGCCAAUCAAGCUUGACAGAUCUGUAGUUUCACUCAAAGACAGUGAGGGCGGAUCCACCAGUACAGUACUCACAAAUCCAAACUACUGCAGAUCUCUUGUAGCAUAUGAUGUGACUGCUCAGGGAAAUAGGUACUAGGAGUGUAUCUCCCACCAUAAUGCAGGCAUGAAACCCAUAUACGUCCUGACCUAAAGAAACAUGCAGAUGUCAAAUAGACAUUGGAAUCUCCAAGUGGGAAUGGUGAAAAAUGGUGAAACUGUUUGAUAUAGAUUUCUGACUCCCCUCCUUGUUUUUGAAUUCAAGAGUUGUUGCAAGAGUGUAAGUCAUCUUUUAGUAGUGCUUUUAUUUGUACUUUGGCUGAAUGUUGCUGCGGGAGAAGUGUAGAAACAACCUCAUAAGGAAUACUUCAGUCGGUUAAUCCAUAUUCCACGGCUCUCAACCGCAGCUGGAAACUGGCAUCUAGCUGAAGUUUAUAGAUGCUAGCUAACAAUUUUAUUUGUAGACACUUGCGGUUAGUUUUGUGCAGGUUACAUGGUGCUGCUCUUCUCCUCUGUCUUUUGGGCUUUGGCUAUCUUGGCUGUGAUCUUGUGGAAUUGCUGUGUGCUUUUUUUCUUGCAGCAUGGUUGGUGAAACUAUUGCAGGUUUUUCUGUGCAUCCCACUGUCUAUACCCUAGCUUUGUUGUAGUGUGUGUUGAAUGGUCUAUUGUUGGUUAAUUGCUUGUUGUGGGUAUUGUAUGAUGCGAUGGGAUGAAACAUUUACUUUCAUCAACCAACUUCUAACUCUUUUUUCUUUAAAGUAAAGAGUCGGUGGUCACAUGUCCAAACAUGACUUCUCUCCAAAUUUAUUAAUAACCUUCACUUAUGG